AUGGUGGGAGACCCGACGGCAGACUUCAAGAAGCGGACGCAGGAGACCCUCUUGAAGCAGAAGCAGGACAAGAUAAACGCGGAGUUCGAGGUGCAGCAGGCCGAGGCUAUUCGAAAGUACCAGGCCGAGAAGAGCCAAAAGGAACUCCAGCGCGCGGCAAAGAAGGCCCGGAAGGAGGCUGCCGAGGCGGCCCGCAAGGCGGAGGCAGAGCGUCGGGCGGCUGCGGGCGAGGAGCCUUUGAAGGACGAGGAAAUGAAGCCUGCCGAGGAAGAGGAUGAACCGGAUCAGCCGAUGACGGAUCCCGCACAGGACAAGCCACCGGUUGCCGAGCUCUCAGAGGAAGAGAUGAAGGUCAUCUUCCGGACUUCGGACACCCCAGACGUGUGCGACUGGGUUCUUGCCAAGAGCCUCAAUGACCUAACGCUGCCGGACAAGUCGGAGGGCUUCGACACUGUCACCUACAGCUGGUCCUCUCGAGGCAAGGCAGAGACAUACUUCAAGGAGUGGAAGCUUAUGAAGAAGUUGACAACUCGUGUAGACGACCUGGCAGUUGGCGAGUGGUUCAACACGCGGUUGAACUCCUGGAAGGAAGUCCUGAGCUCGUGGCGGCAAAAGCAGUCAAUUUGGAAGGCGGGUGGCAACAAGAAGGACAAGGAAGAGCCCGAGCCUGAAGUGCCAGAGGUGCCAAUCUCCGAGGCCACGGUCGAAGAAGUGCAGCCCACAGAGGAGAAGGACGAGCCGAUGACGACCGGGGUGGCUGACGAGGACCUAGACGUCUUUGGCGUAGCAGAUGUCCUGGAUGUGGGCAACGGCGAGCC
This is a messenger RNA of Symbiodinium pilosum, 818 nucleotides long. The record is from the annotation of a GenBank genome assembly. NCBI's taxonomy places the organism in Eukaryota, Dinophyceae, Suessiales, Symbiodiniaceae.